AUGGAGGCCCCUCCAACGGCAAGCCACAGUUGGACACUCAAGCUCCCGUUCCACAGUGGAAACCCGGGACAGCAGGAACAGCAACAAGGAUACCUGUACGCCGGGAAACAGUGCCUUGUGGAGCGGCUACCAGGUGGCUUCAAUCCAACGUUCGAGAAACAAAGCAGCAAUGGCAAUGGCCGUAGGAAAGCUCAAGAAUGCCCCACGGGCUUGUUCUUGACCCUAUCAAACGACGGCGGUGACGACGACAUGCAGACUAUUGCAACGUCUAUGAUAGCACACGCCACCGCAUCGACUGCCUCUCCCGAAGUCACUGACGAUCACGAAUCCGUGGCAACUCCCAGCGAAUGUACUUCCGACCAAGUCCGCAUAGUCGACAACGAUGCGGCCAAUGACGACGACUUCCGCGGCAUCGGUGACUGCUUUGGCGGCCUCAAGUUCAAGGGCCAGCUAGGCAUCGAGCUGCACCCGCCGUUCGACCGCGACGCAACCGCCAACGACCAGCACCACUGGAAGAGUCUGGCAGAUGAGCAAGAUGAAGCUAGCGAACACUGGGAGCGCACCAGUUUUGAAGCACCACACAUGCCUGGCCCAUUCGAACCGGCCCCCUCUUUAGUCACCGACUGCUCGACGGUCGAAUCAGAAACCAUCGCCACGCAUCAGUACCCGAUAGGUGUUUCUGCCCUUCCUCUCGAUAACCAACGUGCCCGACCGCCCAAGCCCUGUUUCCCGACCACCUAUGGGCCUGUUUAUGUUGAGGAAACCGACAAGAGAAGAGGAGCGUCACAUCCACGCCUUCAAGAGGUGCCACUUGGCACGCCGUCCCAAUACACAGGCCAACGCAGGGGCGGACGCAGCGGUCGUGGCGGUACCGGCGGCGGUCGCGGCAGAGGAGUAACAGCAUCUAGCAGUACGUCUCACGCACAUGCUACUACAUCCUCCUGGUCGUCAAGCUCUGAGGCCACUGGCGAGCUCAAACGAAGGCGCGAGGACGAUGAAGAGGAUGGCGACCCGGCGAGGGAUGACCAAGGCAAUAGGGAGCCAUCCAAACGGGCGAAGCCCAACGGCGCCGGGAAAAGACGUCUGGCCUGUCCAUUUCUGAGACGAGACCCAAAGAAGUUCAUCCAUUGCAUAGUGUAUCACAUCAAAACUACUGGAGACCUGAAACAACACCUCAAGCGACGCCACUAUGCCCCGAUUCAUUGCCCUGUCUGCAGUGAAGUAUUCGAGAGCCGAGCGUUAUACGAUGAACACGUUAGACGUCAAGGCUGCCAGCAAAACGACCCUACAGCAUAUGACAUCAGCGAAAACACGCAGAAGCUUCUCGAGCUGCCUCUUCGGGAUCCAGACGAAAGCGGUCGAUGGUACCAGAUCUGGGACAUCCUGUUCCCUGACAUGAAGCAUCAGCGUCCUCUGAAUCCAUUCCAGGCCGAUAUUUGGGCGGAAAUCUGGUCCAUUGUCUGCAAUCAGGUCCACCAUCAUUCGCCCGGCCUGACACACAGGUUUGUUGGGAAUGGCUGUUCGCAGGCCAUCGCCCAGGCCAACAUCCGAGAAUUCGUUACUUGGGCACGGCGCAUGGGUGAAGAGGCGACCGGUGUGCCUUCGGUACUUGACGAAAGUCAUCGCGCCGCUGUAGGCGGCAUAUCGGGCAUGGGCGACAGCGCUAGCCAAGCACCUAUGAACAACACGACUUCAGUCCAGGUCCAGUUUGGUAACAGUGACUCGUCGUUCGAGCUUUUGCCAGUGGCUGAGUCGGCUCCGAGCCACGCCGCAAUGCCUCCUGGCCUCAGCCUUUUUGGAUCGCCCGAUCCCACCUUAUAUUUUCCCCUUCUAGGCUACGAACACGACGAUCAUGGUGUUAUCGACUUGGAAAACAUCAAUCUGGACCAGUUCUUGCCGGCAGAGUUCGACGAGACGUAG
This is a messenger RNA of Colletotrichum spaethianum, 1920 nucleotides long. RefSeq lists its product as uncharacterized. Bases 1 to 1920 code for a protein of 639 amino acids. Lineage: Eukaryota; Fungi; Ascomycota; Sordariomycetes; Glomerellales; Glomerellaceae. The transcript has a single exon. The record is from RefSeq and is a predicted model, not a curated record.